Molecule: messenger RNA, 2220 nt
Organism: Striga hermonthica
Lineage: Eukaryota; Viridiplantae; Streptophyta; Magnoliopsida; Lamiales; Orobanchaceae
Source: the annotation of a GenBank genome assembly
AUGGAAUGCAACAGAGAUGAAGCCCUCAGGGCAAAAUCACUUGCGGAGGAAAAAUUAGAUAACAAAGAUUUCACCGGUGCCAAAAAAUUUGCCCUAAAGGCUAAGACCUUAUACCCGGGGCUAGACGGCAUCACCCAAAUCUUGACCACACUCGACGUCUAUUUAUCUGCCGAGAACAAAAUAAGCGGGGAAACUGACUGGUAUGGGCUCCUCAACGUGAGCCCAUCAGCUGAUGAUGAAACAAUAAGAAAGCAGUACCGUAAAUUGGCCCUUAUGCUCCAUCCUGAUAAAAACAAGUCUGUUGGUGCAGAGGGUGCUUUUAAACUCAUCUCCGAGGCCUGGAGCUUGUUAUCCGAUAAGGUUAAGAGAUUGGCUUACAAUCAGAGGAGGAGCUCCAGAGGACUCCAGACCACGGUCCAGAUGCAAACUGGUGGGCCGUCCGCCCCUCCAAAGGCAAACGGGUUCUUUAACUUUGGAAACAAGUCUACACCUGUUCAUAGAUCUCAGAACAAUGUUUCAAAGCCAAAGCCACCCCCUACACAAAGUUCUGCCCAGCCAAAUCCAAGGCGUGAUACUUUCUGGACCAUCUGUCUUAGGUGUAAAAUGCAUUACGAGUAUCUCAAGGUAUACCUCAACCAUACCCUCCUCUGCCCCAACUGCAACGAGGCCUUUGUGGCGUCCGAGACGGCCCCACCUUAUAAUUUCACUAAACCGUUCAGUCAGGCCCCGCCACGUCAGCAGCACAAUGCUCCGCCAAGCAAUUACUCCCACGCCCCUCCCAGUCGUAACAAUGCUUGUGAUCCUGCAAAAAAUUGCCCCCCUCCAAAAAAUUUUCCCGCUGCUCAGAAGUCGGGCCAACCUGGCAUGAACUCGUUUGUAUUCACUCAGCCGCAACAGGAUUUACGCCCUGCUCAAAAGUCAGGCCCACCUGGCACGAACUCGAUCGGAUUCACUCAGCAGCAGAAGGAUUUAUGUCCUGGAAAAGCCAAUGUUGGCCUCACAGACCCCACCAUAGCUGCGAAAGCAGCCAGCGUUGUUCAGCAGGCCCAGGAGAGGGUGAAGAGAGGGUAUAACGAGAUGCAUAGGCCCAUGGGGUGGGAGGGGUUUCAGAAAAAGACGAAGUUAGACGAGAGUAGUAGCAGCAGGCACGGGACGAACAACAUCACAGCCCAUGGCAAUAAUGCUUCUUCUGUUCCUAGGGGCAGCGGGAGUGCACCAGGAUCAAAUUUUUACGGGUUUUCCGGGGUUAACCAUUGGGUGAACCGAAAUCGGGAGCUGACGGCCACUGAAACCCGCACUUUGCUGAUUGUGAAGGCCCGAAAAGAAGUUCUGAACACGCUAAAGUGGUUAGAGGCAGAAACAAAGCCUAUGGAUAAAGGGAAUGAAACGGGUAAAGAGAGCAAGAGGCAGAGACAUGAAGAAACACCAAACGAUAAUGAAUAUGACGAAAAUGGGGGCGCAGAGGGGCCCACGGCAGCAUCCAUGAGCGUUCCUGAUCCUGAUUUUCACGACUUUGACCAAGACAGAUCAGAAGGCUCGUUUGGGGACAAUGAGGUUUGGGCUGCUUAUGACGAUGAUGACGGAAUGCCCCGUUUCUAUGCCCUGGUCAGCAAAGUGGUUUCGCGGUCCCCGUUUAAAUUGAGGAUCAGCUGGCUGAAUUCAAAAACCACGAGUGAAUUCGGGUCCUUUGACUGGGUUGGGUCGGGGUUUUACAAGACCUGCGGGGAAUUCAGGGUGGGAAGGUAUGAGAUCUGCAAAUCCAUAAACUCAUUCUCCCAGAGGGUGAACUGGUCCAAGGGCCCGCGCGGGAGCAUCCUGAUACUGCCUCGAAAGGGGGACGUGUGGGCACUCUACAAGAACUGGUCGUCUGACUGGGACGAAAAUACCCCUGAUGAGGUUAUACAUAAAUACGAUAUGGUGACCGUGCUCGAUGAUUAUAACGAGGAGAAUGGCGUGAGUGUGGCUCCACUGGUGAAGGUGGCCGGUUUCAAGACGGUAUUUCGUCCCGAUUCAUGCCCCGAGACGAUCAGGAGAAUUCCUAGAGAAGAGAUGCUUCGAUUUUCUCAUCGGGUCCCGUACCACUUGCUAACCGGCCUCGAAGGUGCAAAUGCUCCAAAAGGGUGCUUGGAGCUUGAUCCAGCAGCUACACCUUUGGAACUUCUUCAGGUUGUGACGGGAGAGUCGAGAGCCCAUUUAGGCAAGGAGACUAAGGAUUUCUGA